This is a messenger RNA of Electrophorus electricus (electric eel), 3147 nucleotides long. It is a transcript of the gene chst3b, whose product is annotated as carbohydrate (chondroitin 6) sulfotransferase 3b. Gene Ontology annotation, molecular function: N-acetylglucosamine 6-O-sulfotransferase activity; chondroitin 6-sulfotransferase activity. NCBI's taxonomy places the organism in Eukaryota, Metazoa, Chordata, Actinopteri, Gymnotiformes, Gymnotidae. The record is from RefSeq and is a predicted model, not a curated record. Gene Ontology annotation, biological process: N-acetylglucosamine metabolic process; carbohydrate metabolic process. Gene Ontology annotation, cellular component: Golgi membrane.
CUAAAUGCGCCCUCUAUUACGACUGUUCAUCGAGAGCUCUGUGGACAAGACAUCAAGAAAGCCUAAAUGAAGUAAACUGAAGCUAGAAGUUUCUAGAGUCAGUACAGCAGUGGAGCCCAUAACCCUCCGGUCUCAACAUCAACUGCCUUAAAAAUGAGGCUUAAAUACACCAUCACUUUUAUCUUCAUUGUGGCUCUGGUCAUCAUUGAGAGAGAGAACAACAUAAUUGCAAAGGUUUCGGAUAAGAUCACUUCAAAGCAGACUCCUCAAACUCCCCUCCAGGCUAGUGGAUUAUUCUGGAGUGGUCUGGCACAGAAUGGCUCUGGCCUGCCUGGCCUGAGCCAGACAGACCUCUUAUCCUACCAACACAUGAAGUGGUGGCUGGAGAAUUUCACCAAGCCCAAUGGCAGCAGCCUGCCAUCCGCGCCUGACGGGAGGAAACACAUCCUCCUAUUGGCCUCCACUCGGACAGGUUCCUCCUUUGUGGGUGAGUUUUUUAACCAGCAGGGAGGGAAUAUGUUUUAUCUGUUUGAGCCACUCUGGCAUGUGGAGCGCAUGCUGACUCUGGACAACGGUGGGACCAAUGCCUCGGCUUCAGGCUCUGCCUACCGCGACGUCCUGCGUCAGUUGUUCCUAUGCAACUUCUCAUUGCUGGAAAGCUUCAUUGAACCCCCACCACAAGCUCACAUCACAACAGCGCUCUUCCGCCGUGAGUCCAGCCAGUCACUGUGCGAAAAGCCUGUUUGCACACCUUUUGUGAAGAAGGUGUUUGAGCGGUACCACUGCCGCACACGCCGUUGUGGCCCUCUCAACCUCACGCUGGCCUCUGAGUCCUGCCUGCAGAAGCAGCACCUUGCCAUAAAAUCUGUACGCAUACGGCAGCUGGAGACGCUGCGCACCCUGGUGGAGGACCCGCGCAUGGACAUGAGGAUUAUCCAGUUGGUCCGAGACCCGCGUGCAGUGCUAGCUUCUCGCAUGGUGGCCUUCUCCAGCAAUUACAUGCACUGGAAGAGGUUGGCCAUAGGUGGAGAGGUCCCUGAGGAUGAUAAUGAGGUGAGGAAGCUCAGAGGGAACUGUGACAACAUCCGUCUGUCGGCAGAGGUGGGUCUGAAACAGCCCACCUGGCUGCGUGGCCGCUACAUGCUAGUGCGCUAUGAGGAUAUUGCUAGGUUUCCCAUGAGAAAAGCAGCAGAAAUGUAUCGGUUUACAGGCAUCCCCUUCACUUCCACAGUGAAGACAUGGAUCCUAAGGAGCACACAAGCCUCUAGCGCGGUAAGUGGAAUAUACUCCACCCAGAAGAAUUCCUCCCAGCAAGUAGAGAAGUGGAGGUUCAACAUGCCCUUUAAACUGGUCCAGAUGGUGCAGAAGGUGUGUGGCCCCACUUUGAAUCUGUUUGGCUAUAAGUUUGCUGAAAAUGAAGAGAUGCUAACCAAUAAAUCAAUGAGUUUGAUUGAAGAAAGGACUUUUCUGUGACCAUACAAAGAUCAUUUAAAAGAGAUGAAGUUUGAUGUCAUGACAUAUAUAAUAUUUUAUAUUUAUUAAUGACACUAGUCCAAAAUAAGUCAGACUCUAUCAUUCGCUCCAUGGUUAAUGAGUCUGUGGAUUCUCUCUUGGAAUUCAGUGAAUUCUCUCUUGGAAUUCAGUCCUCAGGGGCAGGUUAUCAAAAGGGAUAGACCAAAUAAACAGAUAAGAUAAACAACUCCAUGCUACCUUCACAAAGAUCCCUGAGGGAACUUGAUUUUCUGAUAAAAAUAUUUUUGUCAGAGAUGUAUUUUACCUAGAGAAUAAGACAGUUACCAUUAUUUGUAAUGCCUGAUUGUAUUUCUGCAGCAUAAUGAUGUAUUUUAUGAAGAGACAUGUGUAAAACAAAUAACAAAUCUCAUCUCAUUUUAUCAUAUCACUCUCCAACUAGUUCCAUUUUCAGUUUAAUUACAAAUGCUGCUUUCAUUCCAAAUAUGAAACUUGAAAUGCAACAUCUUUGUAAUAUCAGAAACCGCAAUGCUAAAACAUAUAAAAUUUUCUUCCACAAAAGUACUUUAACAGUUAACAGUGAGGUUAUGAUGGUUACUGAAAGCAAUUGGAGGCCAAAUAGCUUGAUGAAGUUAGUAUCAUACUCUGAGCAGUAUGUUUUUCAGAAACAUGCACCUUGAACCUACCCUUGCUGGCCACUUUUUUAGGUACACCUUUCACACACUUGCAUUUUACAAGAUCACUUUUACAGUUUAUAGCCCAUCUGAUAGGAGGCAUAAUUCAUCAGCUACCCCAGAACCCCAUUCACCACUGGUCAGGUUCUGACCACAGGACCACUGCGGACAGUGGAAUGUUUGUGAGUGUUGAACUUGCUUAAACAUACCAUUGUCAUUGCAGGCUUGAGAAUGUGGUGGUACCCAAAGAUAUUCACCUAACAGUGGUCAUGGGUUCAGAAACUGACCACUGAUGAAAUUCUAGAGGAUGACUAGCACAAAUUAUGAAUGCUAUCAGAUGAGCAACAGGAUCUAACUGUACACCCAUAAGGUGUAUCUAAUAAAGUGGGUGGGAAAUACAAUGCUAUCUUGCCAAUCCUGAUGUCUAUUAUUAUUAUUAUUAUUAUUAUUAUUAUUAUUAUUAUUAUUAUUAUUAUUAUUGUUGUUGUUGUUGUUGUUAUAAGGGGCAUCAGAAUGUUACAGAUUAACACAUUGUAAUUGGUUUAUAUGUUUAGACUAUUAGUAAAAAAAAAAAAACAUCUCUGUAUAUUUACCUGUAUCUUUCUGUUACUCCCUAAGGCUGUCUUUCUCCACCUUUGCCAAUUUGUUUAUUUUGUGAUUUAAUUAGUAAACGACUGUAUAAGUUUAAGCGUGUGUGUGUGUGUGUGUGUGUGUGUGUGUGUGUGUGUGUGUGUGUGUGUGUGUGUGUGUGUGUAUUGUGUUGGGUCUCCUGUGUGAGCGCAUGUUUACGGUGUAGUACUGUAUGUUCCUACAUUCCUUCUGCAGCUGGCUUGCAGAAUUGUGUAAAUGUAUCUCUAACAGUUGCUGACACAGGUCGUGUGACUAAUGCUUAAUGGAAGCCAAGGACCGAUAACAGGACUUAACAUGUGAAAUGUAGCAUGUGUUCAGAACAGUCCUAAAUUAGUCCUAAAGCUAAAAGGUAAAGCUAUUGCUGUUUGAAAUU